AUUCCAAUUCAGAUGUGGACGCGACUCACUAGAGUGGAAGAUGUUUUCACAUAGUGUAACGUGGUGUGUUUUUUCGCUAUUUUAACCGACUUUCCGUGGCCUUUAAGCAAGAUGAUGGAAGAAGAGGACUCGUAUGGCUUUGAGCAAACUCUGAUGUAUGGUCGUUUUACGACCACACAACUUCAGAAAUAUGCUAAAGAACAAGGUGCACGGCUACGAAGAGAACAGCAGCAAAGGAGAGGAGAACAACAAGAAGCAGACGAUGACUUUAGAACUUAUGACAGUUCGUGGCUUGGAUCAGUGAAAAGGUUUGUUGAGAGGUUGCGACCUUGCUGGAGUCGUUUGGGAAGUGACUGGGUGUUUCUUCUGGUCCUUGGAAUUGUCAUGGCACUAAUAAGCUUUGUGUUGGACUUAGCCAUUGAUAAGUGCCAGACAGCUCAUAUUUGGCUUUACAAUUUACCAAACAACACCUUCCUUCAGUAUAUUGUGUGGACAUCUUUUCCACUAUGCCUUGUUACCUUUUCUGUCGGAUUUACUCAUCUAGUUUCUCCUCAUGCCAUAGGUUCAGGCAUUCCUGAGAUGAAGGUUAUUUUAAGGGGAACAGUUUUGAAACGUUACUUGUCACUAAGAACAUUGAUUGCAAAAGUGGUUGGUCUUCUUACUGCUCUUGGAAGUAGUAUUCCCAUUGGAAAAGAAGGUCCUUUUGUACACAUAGCAAGUAUGGUGGCACGAUCUAUGGGAAAAUUUGUGGCAUCAUUUAAAGGCAUAUACACGAAUGAGUCCAGAAAUACAGAGAUGUUAGCGGCAGCUUGUGCUGUUGGUGUUUCAAGCUGUUUUGGUUCUCCCAUUGGAGGGGUACUAUUCAGUAUUGAGGUUACUGCUACUUACUUUGCUGUUCGAAAUUAUUGGCGUGGUUUUUUUGCUGCUGUCUGUGGAGCUCUUAUGUUCCGUCUACUAGCUGUAUUUGAUAAAGAAGAAGAAACUGUCACUGCUCUCUUCAAGACUAAUUUUAGGCUGGACUUUCCAUUUGAUGUGGAAGAGUUCAUUGCAUUUGCAUCAAUAGGGUUGUUUUGUGGCUUUGGAGGAGCUUUGUUUGUCUUCACACACAGAAAACUUGUCGACCUUCACAGAACUCACAAACACACCAAGGUGGCAAAAUUUCUUGCUAGAAACCGCUUUGUAUAUCCAGCAGUUGUUGUCUUUAUCAUUGCAACAAUCACUUUUCCCAAAGGACUUGGACAAUUCAUGGCUGGAGAGCUGACUCAAAAGCAAGCAAUAGAUGAACUCUUCAUAAACAUCACAUGGUCUGAAGCACGAGAUUCUGAUGAUCAAGCUAGUCUAAAUGUCUUAAAGCACUGGGAUGGAGCCAACACUAAUAUCUAUGUCACCUUGGUUAUAUUUAUUGUCCUGAAGUUCAUUAUGACAGCUGUAUCAGUUACAAUGCCCUUUCCUGCUGGCGUCUUCUUUCCUGUAUUUUUAAUAGGUGCAGCAUUUGGCCGGCUUGUGGGAGAAGCCAUGGCGACAUGGUUUCCUAAUGGUGUGAACUCUGGGGAUGCAGUUUCACCUGUGGUUCCAGGGGGAUAUGCUGUUGUUGGAGCAGCAGCUAUGUCAGCAGCCGUUACCCACACAAUAUCUACAUCUGUGAUUGUGUUUGAACUCACAGGACAAAUCACCCAUAUCCUUCCUGUUAUGAUUGCUGUUUUGAUUGCUAAUGCUAUUGCACAGUGGUUACAGCCAUCGUUUUAUGACAGCAUUAUUCAAAUCAAGAGGUUGCCAUACCUGCCUGACUUGACAAAAACUCAGGUGUACAACUUACUUGUUGCUGACAUAAUGAAGACCAAUCUUUUUUACAUCUCCUUUCAUUCAAAAUAUGCUGACCUCAAAGAAUUACUGGAUAAGUCACAUCACCGCUCUUAUCCAUUAGUGGAUUCAGAAGAUUCAAUGAUCCUUCUUGGCUCCAUUCAGCGACCUCAGCUGCAAUCUCUUUUAAAUCUGCACAUGCAAAAACUAUACCAGUCCAGCAGUAAUGCAGAGAGUGAAGAUGCAUUAUGUGCAAGGCCAGAAACACCAGAUCCUCCACAGUUACAAUCUGAUGAUCAGAGCCGCAAUACCCAACCAUCAGCAGCUCAACUGGAGGUGGCAGCUGAAAUAACGUUAAAAAGACAGGAUAGUCAACCUCAAAAAUCAUCAACUGGAAAGUCUUUGCUGGAGAAAAUUCCAGUUCCUACAAGACUCCACAAACUCUUCGGUAGUGGGUCAGCUCUUAAUGAAGCUGAGAAAACCUCAGAUGCACCUGAUAAAGACAGUCCAACUGUGGAUCAGCAACUUCAGUGGGAAAAAGAACUCUUGCAGAGACCUAUUGACUACAGUAACUGUCAGAUUGAUCCAGCCCCUUUUCAGUUAGUUGAAAGGACGUCGCUGUUAAAGGUUCACAAGCUUUUCGCGCUACUUAACUUAUCGCAUGCCUAUGUGACCACUUUGGGACGACUGGUGGGCGUGGUCGCUCUGAAGGAGGUUCGCCAGGCAAUCGAGGGUGAACGCUUCUUGGAUACUUCACACGUAGACGCAGAAGGCGAGGGUCGCAGCGGCAGUUUUACGUCUGCACGUGCUCGGGAUACCAUGCUGAAAGGGUGUCCGGAACCCAGGGUCACUACUGGAGAGACAGAUCCUACGCUGUAGAAAAUUGAAAUGUUCUUACCGCUAAUUCCAACUCAGCUUCCCUGAAGCUUACGCCUUUUUUUUAUCAACGGAAUGUCCGACAAACGCUAGUUACGGCUCUGACUUCGGCUCCGAUCCUACUCCGUCGCUUUAGAAAUCUGGCCUUGAAGAGAAAAGUAUCAAGGAGUUCAGUAUUCAGUGGGCUUCGUUGCAAUUCAAAUUUGGUGGAAAAAAUAUGAAGUUUUUUAACGGAAAUCUCUUAACAAUCGUUGAUGGCGUUUUCAAAAAGAUAAUUAUUAAGAAGAAACCCAAAAGGAUGUAGAAUUUCUUCGUAUUUUAUUCCAUUAUUUUUUGAGAUGCAUGAACCGUUCCGUUGGUCGUUGAAGCCCGCCAAGGUAAGCAUGCAGAACAUGCGCCAAUUUUUAUUGUGUUUUUCAGACGAGCGCGAAAGGGAAGUCGUGCGCGAGUUCGGAGUAUCUAUUUGUCUCGCGCGUUACUCGUUCUUUAUGUUCGACUCGCGCGUGCCGCCUUUCGCUUGAAAAAUAAAGUUUGUUCUGCGGGCUUGCCGAAUUGGUUAAUUGGUUGUUGUAAAAUACUGUUUAGACUUGUAUUUGACAGCCUGUCCUCCGUAUGUCAUAUGCUAUAUCUUUUUUUGAUCCCACAAGAAGUUUUUUUUUCGUAUUUAUCGAUUAGACAUUGCUUUUUAUACGUACCGACCAGAGAAUAUUAUGAUUAUAGAAAAUUAUCAUACUUCCCCAAUAAUACGAUAGAAAUGAGUAGUCUCAUAUCGAACGAACAUGAGCGGAUUACUAUUAUUAUUAUUACCGUUAUCAAAACAAGUGUAAAAGAAUUAUAUUUUAUUUUGUCAAAAUUAGCCAUUUAAUGAGGUGUAUGAUUAUUUGGUGAGGUCGAAAGUGCUUAUUUUUUAGGCAUUGAUCAUGUUUCUUUUUUCAAGAAACUCUUCUUCGGACUUUCAUAU
Molecule: messenger RNA, 3637 nt
Organism: Pocillopora damicornis (cauliflower coral)
Lineage: Eukaryota; Metazoa; Cnidaria; Anthozoa; Scleractinia; Pocilloporidae
Product: chloride channel protein 2
Biological process (GO): transmembrane transport; chloride transport
Cellular component (GO): plasma membrane
Molecular function (GO): voltage-gated chloride channel activity
Source: RefSeq, a predicted model, not a curated record